ACAAAGAUGGCCGCCUUUGGAAACUUUAAUAAUGUUUUGCUAAGUUUUAUCCGUUUUCGACAACGUGCAUUCGUUGUCCGCAUUUAAAAUAAUAAUAAUUGCUGGCAGUUUAUAUUUGCUUACACUCUGUACUAUUAUAGGCUUUAAGAAGGAAAGCAAUGUUCAAAAAUGACUAUCAGGGGGGUGCCUUUUUUGAGGUUUUCUCACCACAGCAGAAAGAUGCCUUAUCUCAGUGGAAGGUCUCUGGUACUGUAGCAAAGAACUAUGAGAAAGAUAUCAAGAGCUACUGCUUCACCCUUGAUGGGGCCACGGCUACAACAAAGAUGCACUGUCCAAAAGAUUCUCGGAACUCAUUGCACCUUGUUCAGCCAUACCUGAUUGUCCAGGCCUGUUUAAAAAAUGCCGCUGACUUCAGCAUGGAACUCGGACUGUGUGACAUGAAGAACAACAAGCGGCGCCUGCUUCUCUCCACCACACAGAAGGACAUACACAUUACCCCACUUCAUGCCAGGCUCCCACUCAAAAUUGUCAAAACUGGCAUCUGGCUGAACCUGUGUGUGAACCUGGUCUCCAUGGUCGGGGAGACAUGGCGUGGGGAGACAUACAAACUGCUGGAUAGCCUCACCAUCUCUGCCAACUGUAAACUGAGGAAAAUCUUCACAAUGAAAACACAGCCUCCUGACAUGGUUGGGGAUGAUGAGCUUUAUGGUUGUGCCCCCAGCAAUGCAGGAGAGCUGGACAGUAUUCCCAAACAGUUUCAGUUUGCUUCAGAAGUCAACCACCUCACACAGUUGUUGACUAUAGACAAGAUAAAGCAUGCAGAUCGACUGAGGACCGGCGAUGUCAGAGGCUCUGUCACCAGUGCUCUUGACCUGGAUCUAAGUACGAGUGGCCGGCGGUCGUCCACCAAUGAUUCAUACCAUAUUGCAUUUGGUUCCAAGGUUCCCUCCUCCAAACUAAGGUCCUCCCAGAGCGGUGCUGGAAAGAAGUCUUCCAGAGAUGGAGGUAACAGUCAGUUGCUAAGGAGAAGCACAAUAGCUGGCUCUACCCAGUUUUCCCAGUCGUUCAAAUCAAAAAGCUACUUCCAGUCCGGAGGCGGUGGGUCUACAAACAGGAGCAUGAGAAGCAGUUCCCGGGCAGAAGAUGGUGUUCAGAACAUGUCAGUGAGCAGGGACAGUCUGUACUCCGGCAGGGAUCCAGGGGGAGGCACUGGUAGACAAGCAGGGGGUGAGUCAUUACAAAGAAAAGACCCCCCGCAACGUGUGCCUAACCCCCCUGACAAGCCAGCCAUGGUGAGGUUAGGCCACCAGAGACAUUUCUCUGACCCAGCAGCAUUGGUGGAAAAGGACCCUUCUGCUAAGACAUUCCAAGUGGAGGUUCCACGUGUUCAGCCUCAUCCACCGCGAGAGCCAUCACACGAGCGUAUACGACGUCGACCAGCACGCUUCAAAAAUGGAAGUAGCAAAGACAAGUCUGCAGGUUCAAGUUCACAAAAAGACGAGGGUAUUGGCACCAGCGCAUCCUCUGUGUCGUCAGUCCAGGAUGGGGGCCGGAUGCGUGUUGUGUCAGAUGGCGACAUCCUCAACACGAGUGACAGCAGCACAGAGUCUGUCCCAAGACAGAGGUCUGCAGAGUAUUCCCAUAGACCUCCCGCGGUGGAAGCCAGGCUAGCUAAACCUCAGAGAAGAGAGUACCAGCCGGCCAACUAUGUCAGUGAUGGAGUGGGAGGAGAAAUGGAGGACUCUACAGUUGACCUGAUAGAACUGCUGAGGAAUAACGCUGAACUGGAGGACAGUCAUGAACAUGAGGACCAGGAUGACAUGUACCUGUUUGUGUCCCAUCCGAAGCCUGCACCAAGGCAGAAGGCUACCUCUCCCUCACAACAGCUGAUGGAAAAUAGCCUGCUGCACAGGGUUUCUAGCAAUGGGGGUGAUGCAUCCUUUAAAUCGAAGAGGUCCAAACACAAAGACUCCUCCAAGGGCCGAGGUCCAAGACCAGAGGAUGACUUUGUCAAUGACAACACAUCAAGUAGUGAGGAGGAGAAAAUGUUAGGGCCUAACAGGCAGGGGUCCAGACCAAACAGUGGCUCUAGGCCUAAUAGUGGUACUCGACCUAAUAGUGGAACUCGACCUAAUAGUGGAACGCGACCAAAUAGUGGAACACGUCCAAGUAGUGGCAAUAGACCUAACAGUGGCACAAAACCAAGCAAUAGUGUAAGACCCUCUGGUGCUAGUCGUUCACAUAAAAAUCCAAGUGGAGGAAAUAAGGUUACUCAGAACAAUGGUUCAGUGGCAGACUCAGACUAUGCAUCUAUGAGCAACUAUUCUAAAGCAAGCUCUUCAAAGCAGAGACCUGAAUCUCUUAACCCGUCCAUCCCAGUCCCAAAGUUGACUGGUCUGACGAAUGGGACAGAUGAUGACGUGGCUCCAGUAAGGGCCGGCAGCCCUACAUUUACUAGGGGUUACACAGACAGGAGCUACAUCUCCAGGAUGAGCAAAACAAUGUUGAAGGAGGUGCCCUUGUCGGAUGCCAGGUUCUCAGAACGCGUGAACCCGGACUAUGACUUCCACAAGUAUGCCUAUGCGGAUGACCUGACCUCAUCACAGGAGAUGGAAAUGCUCACAGCAAUUCAGGGUGCCCGCAGUGCUGACUUUGAGCCUUCAAACUUCAUGUCUCCCUCUGGCAGUCCAAAACACACUCAAUCCAUACCACCAGUAUUACCCAUUCCCAGUAACCAUAUAAAAACAGAGACAAAAUUCUCCCCAAAGCGGCCAAGCCCAGAUGGUGUGAAAACCCAGUCAUGUGAGAGAGUUCAAGGUCACCAUUUGCGAGGUGAAGGUCAUGGUGUCGGUGCUAGCAGAGAGGGCGGAGUGGAGUCUCCCACCGUGCUUAGUGAUGAAGAUGAUACAAGUUACAGCACAUGGAAGGCUCCUCCAAUUCAGUCAGUAAACUACAGAUCUGAAAUGUUCCGGGGAAGUUCAGAUACAUAUACUUCAAGGGAGUUCAGUGGGGUGUGUAGCCCCCCGGUGCCCAUGAGGGAUCUGCCAGGAUCUAACUCUCUUGAUGACAUCUCCACACUCAGUAACUCAUCUCCAAGAAAACACUUAUUUGGUGAAUCUCCUAAGACAACAGAUGAUGAGGAAGAGCUGGAUCUUCUGUAUGACCCUCAAAUACAGUGUUACUACGACCCCAAGACAUGCAAAUAUUAUGAACUUGACUAGGCUAAUAUUCUUAUUUACACUCAGAUAUAACUAUAUUUCUACAAGCUAGAAUAUUUGAAGAAGUUUUUUUAGGGUUGAGCUGUAGUAUUUUAAUCGGUCUUCAGUGUAAAAAGUGUACUGUUAGAAAUAAAUGUGUACUACAGUGCUAUAGAUAUAGUAUUUUGAAUAUAUUUGCACGAGAUCUGGGACAGAGUAAUAUUGGGCGAGGUAUGGGACGUCAUCAGUCAGGAGUUUGAAUAACAAUUUUUUUUUAUUCAUUUUUUGAGGAUUUUCUAGCGUCCCCAGAAAUCUCCAUUUGGCAAAUUGAACUAUGAUUAAUCCAUUUUACCUUUCAAAAAUUCUAUACACCAAAAUAUCAAGCUUUAAAAAUUGCGAUAAAUGAAACAAAUUUCUGUAAGUGUCUUGGACAAAUAAGAAAAGUGAUUGUGCGGUGAAUGCAUGCUAUUUUGGAGACUUAUAUCAUUCAGUCAGUCUCAGUUGGCUCGAGCUCGCAGGGACCGGCGAAAAUACUUCGAGCCUCAGUGAAUUCGAGCCAAGCAGGAAUUCUUACCUUCAGUUUAAAGAAAUCGGUCUUUACAUCCAGCUCGAGCCAAUGAAGAAAUCGAGCCAAGUGAGUUCGAGCCAUUGGGUAGGACUGUACUAUAAGUCCCAUGUUCCUGAACAAUACAAUCAUCAUAACAGCCUAUUUAAAUUGCAAAGUGUACACUUAUGACUAAAGUACUGCUUUUAAUUGUUAAAUGUUCAAGUGCUUGAGAUGACAAUGUUUGCAUGUAUAGAAAUAGUACAUUAUUUCCUGUUCAUUUGAAUUUAUAUUUUUUACAAUGAGUGAUUAUUUUAACUCCUGCAAAAAAUCACUGAAUGUUUAUUUAAGGAAAAACUGCGGAGCAGUGUUGUUAAAUAGGACUGUUACUGUUUUUGUAAAACCUUGACAUAAAUUGUUGGUGACUGAGUAGUUCGUCUCCGAACGGUAUUCUAUGAUUAUGAUGCAAUACUUGGCUGUAGGAUAUUUUGUUGAGUAUUUAUGUCUUUUUCUGUGAUAUUUGUAAAGAUGAUUAGAGUUCUUGAUUGAGUGGAUAUUGUUAUUUAUUUGAUACGUGUGAAUAAAGUGAAAACCAGA
This is a messenger RNA of Mya arenaria, 4338 nucleotides long. Its product is annotated as protein CFAP20DC-like. The record is from RefSeq and is a predicted model, not a curated record. The coding region runs from base 159 to 3221 and encodes 1020 amino acids. The transcript has 22 exons. Lineage: Eukaryota; Metazoa; Mollusca; Bivalvia; Myida; Myidae.